Rotaria sp. Silwood2 is the source of this 1356-nucleotide messenger RNA. The record is from the annotation of a GenBank genome assembly. NCBI's taxonomy places the organism in Eukaryota, Metazoa, Rotifera, Eurotatoria, Philodinida, Philodinidae.
AUGGUUAAAUUUGGUCGUACAAAUCAUUUAAGUCAUCCAUUAUGUGAAACAUUACUUCGUCAAAAAUGGAUUUCAUAUGGUUUUCCAAUUUAUAUUCUUGAUUUAAGUUUUUAUCUUCUUUUUCUUUUUCUUCUUUCGUAUUUUGUCCUAACAUUUCCAUCAUGUAAUCAUCAUGAUCCAAUAAAUUGGAAUAGUUCGACACAUUUAUGUUCAAAAAAUAAUUUUAUAUUUCAAAAUAGUGCAACAACAUUUCAAAUAAUUAGUAUAUGGUUUAUUGUUUUUUAUUGUUUUUCAAAUUUUAUUAUGGAAAUUAUUCAAUUAGUACAUGAUGGUUUUGAAUAUUUUAAUGAUAUUGAAAAUUAUAUACAAUGGAUAUUAUAUGUUACAACAAGUAUAUUUACUUUACCAUUUUUAUUUGAUCAAUCAUGGCAUUAUCAAUGGGUAGCUGGUUCGAUUAGUAUAUUUACUGCUUAUUUAGCACUUUUAUUUCUUCUUGGUCGAUUUUUUAUCUAUGGUAUAUAUGUUAUCAUGUUUUUAGAAAUAAUGAAAACAUUAUUACAUGUUUUAUCUUUAUUUUCAAUAUUAAUAUUUGGUUUUGCUUUAACAUUUUGUGUAACAAAACCAUUUUCUCAGGAUCUUAAUGUAUCAAAUCCACAUCAUUUAUUUAUGAUUGUACUUAAAACAAUAACAAUGAUGUUAGGUGAACUUGAUUAUGAACGUUCAUAUUUAGAAAAUAUAGAUGAGCGACAUUUUAAUAUAACUAAUUUAAUAAUAUUACUUGUAUUUGCAAUUAUAAUGCCAAUUCUCCUAAUGAAUUUACUUGUUGGUUUAGCUAUUGGUGAUUUAAUGCAAAUUCAACAAAAUGCUCGUUUAAAACGUCUUGCUACACAAGUUCAACUUCAUACAAAUCUUGAAAAGAAAUUACCAAAUAAAUUACUUCAACGUUGGACAAAAAAUGAAUAUAUUAUUUAUAUUAAUAAAGGUAUUUGUAAUCGUUUUUCAACAUCAUUUAAAGAAUGGAUUGCUAAACCUCUCGAUGUAAAUAAUGUGUUAGAUACAUAUGAAGAAAAUGGUACUGAAAGAGUUUUAUUUCUAGAAUUAUAUAAACAAAAACGAAGACAAAAAGAUACGCAACGUCAAUUAGAAAAGAUUACUGAUCUUGUUCGAUUAGUUCUUCAAAAAAUGGAAAUUCAUACUGAAACGGAAAGUGAUGAUACAACAUCACAUAAUAAAAAUGAAAAUUUUUUGAGAAUGCAAAAAUUUCGACAAGUAUUUAAUGUAACACGUCGAUUUUCUCGUCUACAUUCGACAAAUGGAAGUGUUCCACAUUUAUUUACACAUUCUGAAGAAGCCUAA